Messenger RNA from Pyrenophora tritici-repentis Pt-1C-BFP, 900 nucleotides. RefSeq names its product DltE, Short-chain dehydrogenase. Gene Ontology annotation, molecular function: oxidoreductase activity, acting on NAD(P)H, oxygen as acceptor. The record is from RefSeq and is a predicted model, not a curated record. NCBI's taxonomy places the organism in Eukaryota, Fungi, Ascomycota, Dothideomycetes, Pleosporales, Pleosporaceae. Gene Ontology annotation, cellular component: intracellular anatomical structure.
AUGUCCCCAUUCCGCCCCUCCGCCCACGCCCUCAUAACAGGCGGCGCAUCCGGCAUCGGCCACGCCGUCGCCCGCCUCUGCCUCUCCCACUCCAUGCACGUCACCCUCGUCGACAACUCUGCAUCAGCCCUAUCCCACGCGCAAACCACGCUGCAAGACCUCGCCAAAGAAAAGAACGCAACCCUAUCAAUUAUCUGCGCCGACGUGUCUUCCCGCUCUGACUGGGCCCGUAUCAAACAGAUAGUCAACGGCGCUCAAAAUGUAGAUUUCCUCAUGUUGAACGCGGGGGUUGGUGGCGGUGGGAGCGGGAACGGGACGAAGACGUGGGGGGAUAGCGGGUAUUUUGAUGAAGUGUUGGGGACGAAUUUGGGGGGUGUGGUGGAGGGAUUGAAUGUUUUUGUUCCGGGAUUUCUUCGUGACGCUGGGGGGAAAGAUGGUGGCGCGGAUGCGGGUGCGGAUAGGGAAAAGGUAAACAAGGCGAUAGUGGUAACGGGGAGUAAACAGGGUAUCACAAAUCCGCCUGGUAACCCGGCGUAUAAUGCUAGUAAAGCAGCGGUGAAGACGCUUACGGAACAUUUGAGUUGGGAUUUUAGGGGUACGGGCGUGGGGGUGCAUUUGUUGGUGCCGGGGUGGACGUUUACGGGACUUGCCGGCAACACCCCUACCAACACCACACCCAAACCAGACGGCGCAUGGUCCGCCGACCAAGUCGCAGAGUACAUGUAUGAAAAGAUGCAAGAAAACAAAUUCUACAUCGUUUGUCCGGAUGGCCAGGUUACGGAGGAGAUGGAUAGGAAGAGGAUGCUUUGGAGUGUGGGGGAUGUUGUUGAAGGGCGGCCGCCGUUGAGUAGGUGGAGGGAGGAGUGGAAGGGGGAGGUUGAGAGGUGGAUGGAGGGGUGA